This is a messenger RNA of Protobothrops mucrosquamatus (brown spotted pit viper), 3984 nucleotides long. RefSeq names its product FERM domain containing 6 (gene FRMD6). Bases 352 to 2202 code for a protein of 616 amino acids. The transcript has 15 exons. Gene Ontology annotation, biological process: positive regulation of hippo signaling. Gene Ontology annotation, cellular component: cytoskeleton; cytoplasmic side of apical plasma membrane. NCBI's taxonomy places the organism in Eukaryota, Metazoa, Chordata, Lepidosauria, Squamata, Viperidae. The record is from RefSeq and is a predicted model, not a curated record.
UUCUGUUCCACAUUGCCAUCUUAGCAGCAGCUCUAGACAUCUCUCAGUUAUCAAGAAAUGUGACUGAUCAAGAGGACAUUAUCUUUCAAGGGAGAUUUUGAAAACUUCUCCUCCUGGUUAUUGUUCCCACCUCAACAGAUCAACAAUCUGGAUUUAAUUCAUGAAGCCACUGUGAAGACCAAAGCUUCUCUGGUACCAGCCAUGGUGCCUAUGGGGAGAAAUGCCGGGUUGUCCUACCUGCUCUGCCGUGGGUGACAAAGAGAACCUCUCUAUUGACAGCUGUGCCCCUGAGUCUCCUGCACAGUCUCAGAGUGGCUCACUCAUCCAUUUACAGAGAGGGGCUGGAACACAAUGAACAAACUGAACUUCCACAAUAACAGAAUCAUGCAGGACCGACGAAGUGUCUGUAUUUUCCUCCCCAAUGACGAUUCCCUCAACAUCAUUAUCAAUGUUAAAAUAUUGUGCCAUGAGUUACUUAUCCAAGUUUGUGACCUGCUACGGCUGAAGGAUGGGCAUCUCUUUGGGCUCAGUGUGAUACAAAAUAAUGAGCAUGUAUAUAUGGAAUUAUCCCAGAAGCUCUACAAGUACUGCCCAAAAGAAUGGAAGAAAGAAGCGAGUAAGGGUAUAGACCAGUUUGGUCCCCCAAUGGUCAUUCACUUUCGAGUGCAGUAUUAUGUGGAGAACGGUCGCUUGAUCAGUGACCGAACUGCACGCUACUAUUAUUACUGGCAUCUGAGGAAACAAGUCCUACGUUCUCAGUGCAUGUUGCGCGAAGAGGCCUAUUUCCUUCUAGCAGCUUUUGCAUUGCAGGCUGACCUGGGCAAUUUCAAAAGGAACAAGCAUUUUGGGAAAUACUUUGAACCUGAGGCAUACUUUCCUGCAUGGGUGGUGGCCAAGAGAGGGAAGGAUUACAUCCUGAAACACAUCCCCAUCAUGCACAAAGACCAAUGUGCUCUGACUGCCUCUGAAGCCCACCUUAAGUACAUCAAGGAAGCUGUUCGGUUGGAUGAUGUAGCUGUCCAUUAUUAUAGAUUGUACAAGGACAAGAAAGAAAUUGAGGCUUCCCUCUCUCUUGGGCUUACCACAAAGGGAAUCCAGAUAUUCCAGAAUAUAAACAGUGAAAGACAACAGCUGUAUGACUUCCCUUGGACGAACGUAGGAAAACUUGUAUUUGUGGGCAAGAGAUUUGAGAUUCUGCCUGAUGGCCUGCCAUCUGCUCGCAAGCUCACCUACUACACUGGCUGUCCUUUGCGAUCUCGGCAUCUCCUGCAACUCCUGAGCAAUAGCCAUCGCCUUUACAUGAACCUGCAACCGCUCCUGCGCCAGAUCAGGAAGCUAGAGGAGAAUGAAGAGAAAAAACAAUAUCGUGAGUCCUACAUCAGCGAUGCCCUGGACCUUGAUAUGGAUCAACUGGAAAAGCGUUCCCGAGCCAGCGGAAGUAGUUCAGGCAGUGUGAAGCACAAGCGUCUCUCCCGCCACUCAACUGCGAGCCAUAGCAGCUCCCACACCUCUGGAAUUGAGACUGAUCCAAAGCCCAGGGAACGGGGGGCUGAGGAGGACUUCAUGGUGGCUGCUGUCCAUCGCCAGCUGAGGGCUUGCAGCUCUAUGACCAGUCAUGGUAGUUCUCAUACCUCUGGAGUAGAAAGCAGUGAGAAGGAACGCCUGGAGGAGGACUCCUCUCAGGAGGAUGAAAUAGAGAUGCUGGUUGAUGAUCCUCGAGAUCUUGAGCCAACAAGCGAAACAUCUAUGGAUGAGGUCAAUCCUGAUGUUUGUAUUUACAUCACAGAGGACAUGCUGAUGGCCCGGAAGUUUAAUGGACAUUCAGGAUUAGUUGUCAAAGAAGUGAAUUCGUCUACUUCCAGCUCUUCAGAGACAGUGGUAAAACUUCGUGGCCAGAGCAUUGAUUCAUUGCCACAGAGCAUCUGUCAGAAGCCAAGGACCUCCACUGAUCGCCACAGCCUAAGUCUGGAUGACAUUCGGCUCUACCAAAAAGACUUCUUGCGCCUGGCGAGCCUAUGCCAAGAGACAGCACAGAGUUAUACAUUUGGGUGUGGCCAUGGAUUGGCUGAAGAGGGUCUGUAUUGCAACGGCUGUUUAGCUCAGCAGUGCAUCAAUAUCCAAAACGCUUUUCCCGUCAAAAGAGCCAGCAAAUACUUUUCCUUGGACCUUGCCCAUGAAGACGUUCCAGAAUUUGUUGUCUGAUGCUGACAUUGGGUGCUAUAGCAAGACAACGCAGUGUUUCCAGUUCCAAAAACUGGUGUGCCAAACAGGAAUUUCCCCGCUCAAUGGUUUCCCCAGGAUACUAAAAAAAAAAAUCAAGGCCUUGUAAACUGUUGCACUUUUAUAAAAGCUUAUCCUAUUUGCGGGCUCUUCAGCAUCGAUGUUUGCCGGGAGGCAGAAUUUGAUUCGGUUAAAAAUCAGUUGGAUUUAGAAGACCUGGUCUCUUCUUUUGAAAGCAGCCAACUUGGAGAACCUCUUGUUUCACAAGAAGGGUGCACAAUGUUUACUCUGAAUAUAGACGUAUCUCUUGUAUUUUUUUUUUUUAUUUGCCUUAUCGGAGCUCUUCUGUGCUAUGCAUACCACAGAUUUUUGCAUCACCUUUGCAGUUUAGUUUUUCCCCUUGUGAGAAUAAUCGUGUUAGUUCUUCUUCUCCAUUCCCAUUGGUUGUGCCAUGUCAAGCCAAAGAAAUGCACCCUCCAAAGUGGGUGACAUCAAAGACAGAGCUAUAAGCAAUAACUAACCCAAAGGAUAUCUGUGUAGAAAAGUUGCUCAGAGGAUGAAAGCAACUUGAGAUGCAAUGAAUCCAUCUUGUGAUCUCCCCCCUCACAAAAAAAAAGUAUGUAAGCUUUUGAUCCAAAUGGAAUAUCUUUGUGCUAUUUAUAAAGUUUACCAAAAAAAAAAAACCCACCUGAACCAAAACAAGCAAAUGAACAACAACAAAAAAAUCCCCAAACAGAUGUUAGGUGGUUUGGGAAACUUUCUGGAAUCUUUGUUGUUUCAAAAGGGAAAAAAAUGAGGAUGUAGCAAUAGGAUUUGCUGACCAAAAGUACCUUAAGUUCAGAGAGAGAGAGAGAGAGAGAGAAAGAGAAAGAAAGCAUGUGUGAGAGAGAGUGAAUAUAAAAAUAUGCACAUUGCAGAAAAGAGUAUAUGUUUAAUGUAUUUUUGAAAAUAUAAAAGUCAAUUUAUGUUUUAUUUUGGUUUUGAUUUCAGUGCUUUUCGAAAAGAGAAAUUAAUGCUUCCUUUCAAACUGCAUGUAUAGACAAUCGUGCAAAUGCACAUCUUACAUAUGGUUAAAACAGCUUCUUUUUCAGGUUUUUUGUUUCGUUUUGUUGCUAUUGAACAUAAUAAGAGGAGAGAGUUAUUUCUGCAUUGCAAAGGUGCUUCCCUGCUCCAGUAUUUUUUUUAACUAAACUUUUGCUUCCAUGUAUCAUGAGAUGUUCCUCUUCCCUUUUCUGGAAAGGGGAAAGAUUUCUAUCUUGUUUCAGUGUUAGAUCAAUGAACAAGUGUGACUUUCAAGGGGAAUGCUCUGAUUUUAUGUCUGCAAUAGGUUGUAACAAAAGCUCCAUUUAGCUGCCAUCCUCCUAUCUCCAAAGAGGAGAUCACCGUGGGAUCUUUUUUAGGUGGCUCCAUUGUAAGACUGUCAACCCUUCCAUUGUCUAAGCACACCGAGGGGAAGGAAGGAACGUCCAUAGAACAGAGAUAGGAGAAAAUGCUAUCCAAUACAUUUUCCCUGCAGCACUGUGACUGGUCUUGCGCAACACUAUUGGUCUGUGACUGGUCUUGCGCAACACUAUUUCUAGUAACUGCACAACAUGCAAAAGCUUGGUUAAUUUUAACCUUGAUUAUUUGUUAUUAUUUGUUAGCAUAUUUCAUAACGGAGUCCCUUAUUUAGUUUGUAGCGGCUUUCUGCAAAUCCAGGAGUAGGUUGAUUCAGCUGCCAAUUAAGAGCAAUAUAUGAAUCCAACCACCCUGUACUCUUAGCAA